Messenger RNA from Periconia digitata, 1437 nucleotides. Lineage: Eukaryota; Fungi; Ascomycota; Dothideomycetes; Pleosporales; Periconiaceae. The record is from the annotation of a GenBank genome assembly.
CCCUACCAAGUGGAAAGGCUCACACGCGCUCUACAGAUGGCACACAGCCGCGGUGGGAUGACAAUUAUUCCACGUCACCGACAUCAAGUCACCACGCCAGCAAUCACCUCUACCCAACUACCUCGAUAACAUCAAACGGCACGGCGUAUUCGGCUGCACCGCAGCCAUACACGGCCGCUCCAAGGUUAAGUGGGCACUUCAAUGCACCCACUCACAUCGAGAUGGAGCGCACAAAAUCCAAUACAAGCAAGCGCCGACGGGCUGCUGAGAAGAUGGACCGCAGUCCAGGCAGAAGCAAUAGCAAAACGAUUGAAAUAGUCUCCGAGGUCAAGAUGUGGGGCAGCAUGAUGAGAGGUCUGGUCCAUCGGUAAACGCAUUGCGCUCAUCGUGGUCCACGGCGCAAUGAUGCUUCCUUCGAGGAGGGUUAGUUGGUGGCUCACGGUAUUUGCUUGCCUGUACAUUCCUUCGCUCGACAUGCUUCAACGAUACCCUUCCAGUCGAUACCAACACAAUACAAGACUGUUGUUAUACUUGCAUCCGUGAGAUGGGAGUCGGUUUUAGCCGUGCAAGCGAUGCUGGUGUCGCGCUUCUCGUUUCACUGCCCCUACAUCCAUCGUCAUCCAAUGACAUCAUCUCACUGAACCGGCAGGCGUACAUGCAUCACCACCCGCAACCCGCAGUCCCAGCCCCCGGACCAACACCGAUCGUCUCCCUCCCCCUACCCACCGUUUUCCUGCCAUGUCCGUUCACAUGUCCCCACUUCUCGAGUCAUCGCCUCAGGAACCGUGGGCGUUGUGGCUGUCCCCUGACUAAAGCAGUAGCGAUCGUUAAAGGUGCUCUGAACAUCAUUCCCCCUUCGGGAGAUGAUGGACAGAAUGGGCUGUCUUUGUGUCUUUGCCCUCUACCGUGUCUGUUCGCAACAGGAGCUGAGCAUGACGAUGGCGCUGAUAUGACGUCGGAAAAUAGCACAAUAGGCAUGUUGAUAUGUCCAUGAUGAAGACAUGGGCAAAAGGACGUAUAAAGCUCCGAUUACGCAUGCAAACCAGUUGACAUUCUUCAUCACAGACAUCUAUUUCCCAAUCAGCCAUUUCAUCAUCUGUCAAAACCCUUCUCUUAUCCGUCACAGUUAGCGAAGCAUUUGCAUCUUGUCUCUCCAACAAUCCACCACACAUUCCCAUUUACUUCCUUACAAUCGGUCGUAAAAGCAUCCAAUACGUCAUCACAAAUACCAAACCGCAUACAUAAACUCGCAAAAGAUGCAUAGCUCAACCGCCACAUCCCACAAGACCAUGGGCUCCACCUCAUCAACAUCCUCCACCUCCACACAAAAGCCCUACGAGCCUCUGACUCCUCAAUCUCCUGAACCUCCAUCUUCCACGCGGCACUCUCAAGAGGCUGCCAGAGUCGCAGAAGACUACGAGCCAUCCUCAGUUCAAC